Messenger RNA from Striga hermonthica, 966 nucleotides. The record is from the annotation of a GenBank genome assembly. NCBI's taxonomy places the organism in Eukaryota, Viridiplantae, Streptophyta, Magnoliopsida, Lamiales, Orobanchaceae.
AUGGAAGGAAAUACAUCUGAGCACGGUGCGGUGUCGCCUGAGGCUCUGCAGGAUCAAUCGCCGCCGCGCGAGUCGUCGCCUCCUCCUCCAGACAAUGAAGAGAAGACCACUUAUCUUAGGUUCCUUCUUUCAAAUGCUGAAGCUGGUUCUGUAAUUGGAAAAGGUGGUUCAACAAUCAAUGAUAUUCAGUCACAAUCUGGAGCACGUAUCCAGUUGUCACGCAACUAUGAGUAUUUUCCAGGCACGGCUGACAGAGUUAUCACGGUCUCUGGGAGAGUUGAUGACAUAUUAAAGGCAGUUGAUCUCAUUCUCUCUAAAUUGCUUGAUGAGUUUUAUAAUCAGGAUGGUGGUGAAACUGAUCCAGAAUCGAAAAUAAAACUGGUUGUGCCCAAUAACUCUUGCGGUGGAAUUAUUGGGAAGGGUGGUUCCAUCAUAAGGUCCUUCAUAGAAGACUCCAGAGCUGCCAUUAAGAUAUCACCGCAGGACAACUAUUACCCUGGCUUGCAUGAUAGGUUAGUGACGGUGACCGGUGCUUUAGGUGAACAAAUGCGGGCAGUUGAGUUGAUUCUACUGAAAUUGGUAGAUGAUCAAUAUUACCAUCAAUCAGCGAAUGUUCCUUUUCCUUAUGCUGCAGUUAUGUACAAUGGUAUGAACUAUGGAGCGAAUGGAGUUGUGGGAAAGUAUCAGCAGAGCAGGUUUCCAAACAAGGUGCAGGUGCAGGAUGAUAACAGCAGUUCUAUUACAAUUGGCAUUGCAGAUGAACACAUUGGGAUAGUAGUUGGUCGUGGUGGACGGAAUAUCAUGGAGCUGAGUCAGCUUAGUGGAGCUAGGAUAAAGAUAUCCGAGAGGGGGGAUUUCAUGUCUGGGACGUCCGACAGGAAAGUUACCAUUACAGGUUCUCAAAAAGCAAUAGAUCUGGCCGAGUCCAUGAUAUCUCGAAAAAUUGCCUCCAUUACUGAGAGAUGA